Brassica napus (rape) is the source of this 1307-nucleotide messenger RNA. RefSeq names its product protein BASIC PENTACYSTEINE6. Bases 252 to 1172 code for a protein of 306 amino acids. Gene Ontology annotation, cellular component: nucleus. NCBI's taxonomy places the organism in Eukaryota, Viridiplantae, Streptophyta, Magnoliopsida, Brassicales, Brassicaceae. The record is from RefSeq and is a predicted model, not a curated record. Gene Ontology annotation, biological process: response to ethylene. Gene Ontology annotation, molecular function: DNA-binding transcription factor activity; sequence-specific DNA binding. The transcript is spliced from 3 exons.
ACCACUGAGCAUGUGUAUCUAACAACCCUAGACCUAAACGCACCGAACUCUCUCUCUCUCUCUCUCCCAAAACCUCCAAGUCCAAAGUAUCCGAAUCGGUGUUCUUUCUUUCUUUCCAUCUCUUCCACUUCACAUAUGGAGUUGAUUAGAAAGAUAAUGGUCGUGGAGAUUAUGUAAAGACAGCUGUCUUUUUUUAUUUGUGAUAGCUGCAGUAGACAAAAGACUCGUUUCUCUAGCUAAGUAACUCUCAAAUGGAUGAUGGUCGACACAAAGCACCUCAGGGCCAGCAGUGGAUGAUGCAGCAUCAGCAGCAGCAUCAGCCGUCGAUGAAACAAGUGAUGUCGAUAAUAGCAGAGCGCGACGCAGCGAUCCAGGAGAGGAACCUAGCUGUAUCUGAGAGAAAAUCAGCUGUAGCUGAGCGAGACAUGGCGUUUCUCCAGCGAGACACUGCCAUCGCUGAGCGCAACAACGCCAUCAUGGAGAGAGACAGUGCUCUCACAGCGUUACAGUACCGUGACAACUCAAUGGCUACUUCACGCCAGCACCAACCGCACAUUCAUCAUCAACAUCACAUGCUUCAGUUAACUGAAAAUAAUGCAUAUGAGACCAGAGAAAUUGGGACAUCACCACCACCUACUACUGGAUCCGCCUUGGCAUCUGCAAAGCCAAAACGCGGUAGAAAAGUGAAAGAACCAAAGGCAGCUGCUAAUAAGAGAGGGCCAAAGACUCAGAGGAAGGUUAAGAAAGAGAACGAGGACGACUUAAGCAAGAUAAUGUCCCUUGACUACAGCGAAGAAGAAGAAGAAGCAGCAGGUUCUAAAUCGGAUUGGAAAAGCCAAGAGAUGAUGGUGGGGCUUAACCAGGUUGUUUACGACGAGACAACAAUGCCUCCACCUGUCUGCUCAUGCACAGGAGUUCUCAGACAAUGCUACAAAUGGGGAAACGGAGGUUGGCAGUCAUCGUGUUGCACAACCACACUGUCAAUGCAUCCGUUACCAGCUCUGCCCAACAAAAAGCAUGCCAGAGUUGGUGGAAGGAAGAUGAGUGGGAGCGCCUUCAAUAAGCUUCUAAGCCGGCUUGCUGCGGAAGGGCACCAUGAUCUCUCAAGCCCUGUUGAUCUGAAGGACCGUUGGGCAAAGCACGGUACCAACCGUUAUAUUACGAUCAAAUGAUGUGUUGUAUUUAGGUGUCAGUUGUUUUAUGACACCACCUCUGAUCUUUAAAUUAUAUGUACUAAACAAACUCAAGAGGAAAAGAUUGUAAUGUGGAUUGUAUUUAUAUAUUAGGAAAAGUAACCUUAGUAAUGA